Molecule: messenger RNA, 1643 nt
Organism: Seriola dumerili (greater amberjack)
Lineage: Eukaryota; Metazoa; Chordata; Actinopteri; Carangiformes; Carangidae
Product: cornifelin-like
Exons: 4
Coding region: 105-587 (160 amino acids)
Source: RefSeq, a predicted model, not a curated record
CUUGAAGCAUCCAAUAUCCACUUUUUGCUCCGUGUGUUCAAACCAGAUGUUCCAACGCGACAAAGAAGUUCCAACGGCAGGCCUUCCUGAUUUGAGUGGUCGCCAUGACAACAAAUUUGAUCAUCAACAACCAGCCGCCUCAGCCUCAGCCUCAGCCUCAGCCUCCAACGCUGGUCGCUGUCCAGUCUACUCAGUGGAGCACUGGGAUCUGUGACUGCUUCGAUGAUCUUCAAAUCUGUUGCUCUGGCUUCUGGUGCUUCCCUUGCCUCGCCUGCGCCACCACCGCUUACUUUGGAGAGUGUUUUUGUCUCCCCCUGAUGGACAUGAUCACCUUGUGUCCAGUUGUCUCCAUGUCCAUGAGAGUGGCCAUGCGCUACCACUACAAAAUCCAGGGAGACAUGGGAUCUGACUGUGUGUAUUCCUAUUUCUUCAAUGUCUGCUCAUGGUGCCAGAUGGCCAGAGAGAUAAAGAGACGCAGGCUGACUCUCGCUGUCCUCACCUCCCAGCCAGCGUACAUAGGUGCCCAGCAAAUGCACAUCCAGCCCGCAGUCAUCACCUCUCAGCCAAUGAUCUCAGCCAUUCCUUAAGAGGUCGUGACCUCCAGCGCCAUGCAACCUGUUGUUCUCUACCGAUUUCUAUAUUUUUUUUUUGGUCUCUAAUCUCUCUAAUCUCAAAAAUCAGUUGUGACUUAGACAAGUCACACUGAUGCAUGUUUGGAUAUACUUUUAGACUGAGAUGUAAAAGAAUUUUAUCAGCUUUCCUAGUCCAGGCACGUCAUCUUAUCACAUCUACGGAGCUGUCCUAACCUGUUUGGCAGCAGGUGGAAAAUGAUACGUGCGAACAGUCCAGUAUAUAAUUAAGAUGACUGACAGAUACUGAUAAAACUCCCAGGACUCCACAGACAAAACUUACAAACUCCAAAUAACAUGAUAACACUUUCGAUAAAGCCCUUUUUAAGUGAUGUAUAAUUUCUGCUGAUCUUAAAUACAUUAUGUUAUCUUUGUCAUUCAUUUCACUUAACCUGCAUCAAAUCAUCUCUGAGCCUUUGUGUUGAAUCUGCAGCUGAAGUCGUGAUCAGUUUUAUUUUGUUUUGCUGUGAUGAAUAGGAAUAGCUCUCAUGUCCUGCUCUGAGGUAGGGACUAUUUUUAGUUCAAAAAAUUUAAAAAUGUCUAAGCACUAUUUCAAGUAAAUAAAUAGAUAAAAAUAAAUAAAUAUGGGCCCUCAUUUAUUAAACUGCCUACUAACACUGUUUGGUCAGCUGACUACUUUAUAUUAUUCUGUUAUCUGGGCUCCUAAUUAAAGGUCCCAUAUUUAGGUAGGUAUAUUUAGGUCAUGUCCCAAGCCCCGCCCACCUGGACCCACCAUCUAACCUUGCAGGAUUUUGUUUUCUGCAGAGAGAAGCCUGAGAGAGGAGAUAUAAAACUACACUGAGCAAAUAUAUCUUCUUAUGGAUCAACACUCAACACCAGAUCAGUGUACAGUAUGGAACCUUUAAAAAAAACAGCUAAAUGGGAAAUUUGGGACUUAAAUGAAAAAAAAAUCUUUCACAUUAAUUCUUGAUUACUAUGAUGUAAUAGUUUUAUCCUACCAGCUGCAGUUGUGGCUUUGCUGUAAGAUGUCAAAUGCCCUUUCGGUAGGACGUA